AUGCAUUCGGACAGAAUUAUUCACCGUAGCUUGCUUGAUUCAAUCAAUGGAAAUAUUGUAGUCUUGAAACCCGACUAUGUAUUUUUGAUGUGGAAAUUGCCAACAAGAAUUAUUUCACCAAAUGAUGCCUAUAAUCUUUUUAGAGAUAACUAUUUAGAAGCAACACGAUCUAUUCAAAGAGAUUUAAACGUCGACAAAGAAAUUGCCGAAGCGUGGAAAAAUGCAGAUGAUAAAGUUCGUAAAGAAUACGAAAAGUUAUGUUUUCUCAAUAAAAUCCCUCAUCCGAGUACUCUACCAUGUAUUAUUACUACUUUGAUCGAUCGUCUAGAUUUUUGUCUCAUUAAUAUACCUCGUUUAACAGCUAGAAACGUACCUCGUUUAAGAGCUAGAAACGAAUAUCACAAUUUGACAAAUAAUCAUAGAACCGGAAGGCCCUAG
Molecule: messenger RNA, 438 nt
Organism: Funneliformis caledonium
Lineage: Eukaryota; Fungi; Glomeromycota; Glomeromycetes; Glomerales; Glomeraceae
Source: the annotation of a GenBank genome assembly